Messenger RNA from Lagopus leucura (white-tailed ptarmigan), 1770 nucleotides. RefSeq names its product solute carrier family 25 member 10 (gene SLC25A10). The record is from RefSeq and is a predicted model, not a curated record. The coding region runs from base 11 to 871 and encodes 286 amino acids. Gene Ontology annotation, biological process: phosphate ion transmembrane transport; succinate transmembrane transport; mitochondrial transport. Gene Ontology annotation, cellular component: mitochondrial membrane. Gene Ontology annotation, molecular function: succinate transmembrane transporter activity; oxaloacetate transmembrane transporter activity; malate transmembrane transporter activity. NCBI's taxonomy places the organism in Eukaryota, Metazoa, Chordata, Aves, Galliformes, Phasianidae. The transcript is spliced from 11 exons.
AACGGCGCCGAUGGCGGAGCAGCGCGUGUCGCGGUGGUACUUCGGCGGGAUCGCGUCGUGCGGCGCCGCGUGCUGCACCCACCCGCUCGACCUGCUCAAGGUCCACCUGCAGACACAGCAGGAGGUGAAGAUGCGGAUGAUGGGGAUGGCGCUGCGCGUGGUUCGCACCGACGGCGUCCUGGCGCUGUACAACGGGCUGAGCGCAUCGCUGUGCCGCCAGAUGACGUACUCUCUGACCCGCUUCGCCAUCUAUGAGACUGCGAGAGACCACUUGGGCCGUGGCAGCCAGGGGCCUCCCCCCUUCUAUCAGAAAGUGCUGCUGGGAGCGGUGGGAGGCUUCACUGGCGGCUUUGUGGGGACCCCAGCGGACAUGGUGAACGUCAGGAUGCAGAAUGAUGUCAAGCAGCCGGCCCACCUGCGGCGGAACUAUUCCCAUGCCCUGGAUGGCAUGUACCGCGUCCUGCGGGAAGAGGGCUUGAAGAAGCUGUUCUCGGGAGCAACGAUGGCAUCCAGCCGAGGGGCCCUGGUCACUGUGGGGCAGCUUUCCUGUUAUGACCAAGCCAAGCAGCUUGUCCUCACCACCGGGCUGCUGUCGGACAACAUCUUCACACACUUCCUGGCCAGUUUCAUCGCUGGUGGAUGUGCCACAUUCCUGUGCCAGCCCCUGGAUGUGCUGAAGACGCGCCUCAUGAACUCCCAGGGCGAGUAUCGGGGUGUUGUGCACUGUGCCAUGGAGACUGCCAAGCUCGGCCCGCUCGCCUUCUACAAGGGCUUCGUUCCCGCUGCCAUUCGCCUCAUUCCUCACACCGUCCUUACCUUUGUCUUCCUGGAACAGCUGCGAAAAUACUUUGGGAUCAAAGUGGUCACCUGAGCAGGAGGGCCGGACCCUGCUCCCUGGGACCGCAGAACCCCCCACCGCCCUGGGCUGGGGCUGUCCCCUCCCCACAUCCCUGCACCCGGGGCCGGCCGGUCCCAGCCCCCAUCUCACACCCUCCUCCAUUCUCAGCACCUCCGUUACCUCUGGGACGUCCCUGGGUCUCGUCCCCUCUGCACUGCACCUUCGUCUGCCGUGGUUUUUCCCUCUCCCCCACCGGAGUGGCCGCAGCCCUGUCCCGGUGCACAGCCUCGUGCCUUUGCCUGGGCUCAGCUCGCAGCGGGAGGGGCUGGCGGGGUUUCUUUUGUUGUGCCCGGGCUGCAGCCGGGAGCUGUGCAGAGCAGCGCUGCGUGCAGGCGGCUCCCGGCUCCCACCUCUCCUGCGGCAGCAGGGAUGGACGUGGAGCAAGGGUGGAGGCGGGUUUGGCGCACGUAAGCAUUCCCCGCUGAGUGCCUCUGUCCUCCUCUACUCCUCCGCUGUCCCCGUGCAGCCAAAACGGGUCCGUCCCCGUUCCCCCCCCGUCUCCCGCUCAGCCAAAACGCCCCAGCGCCCGCCGGCCGCUGGGCUCUUCAGGGAUUGUGCCUUAUACCAAUGAUAAAAAAGGGACCCUGGGGGGGGGGCGUGGGGCGGCCGCGCUGCCUUGCUGUGCUCCUGCCGCUGCCUGCAUCACCGUCCCCGAGCCCUGCAGUGUCCGUCCUGCCCCGCUUCUCCACGUACUGAGGUGCUCAACUCUCCCCCCCCGCCCGCCCUGCAGCCCCCCCCCUGCCCCUACUCUGCCUGCGCGGGGGCUGCGGGCAUCGCCGUCUGCACGCGCAGCGCUGUGCAGAGUGGCCCCGAGGGAUCAAAGAACUGGAAUAGCUGUGACCGUAAUGUAUAAUAAAUAAACAGCGGAACAA